AUGAGUUUCCUCAGCUCCAUGCAACAAUAUGUAACAAGUGGCAUAUCUAGCCUAGGACUUGGCAAUCGACGCUUCUCACUGUCGCGCCAGGAGUCAAGUGAGCAGCAGGCGGGCCUAGCCGGCGCCUCAACUGCAGUCGCUGGCCAACAACACCAGCAACAACAGCAGCAGCAGCAGCAGCAACAACAGCAACAGUUGUCCCAGCCACAACUACAGCAGCAACAGUUGCUGCUACAGCAACAGCAGCACACACACCCCACCCUGCAGCAACAGGCAAGCAUUGGCAGCGGCCUGGGGCUAAGUGGCGCCAGCGUUUAUGGAGCACCAGCACAGCCCACUGCGGGCGUGGCGGCAACAGCAGCAGGCAGCAAUUAUCCCGCUGGCGGCGUAGUAAUCGGCAAUCCAAAUGCUACUAAUCCAUUACUAGGCUAUCCCAAGGCGCCAGGCAGCGGCAAUGCCUCGCCCAUUAAUUCACGUCGCCAAUCGCGCGCCUUGGAGUGUCUGGCGCCACCGCGUACCGGCUCGUUUCGCAGCCGUAACUCACCGCUGCACCAACCGGAUCCGCCGCCACGACCACCGUUGGCAUUCUGCAAGCGACGCCUCAGCUGGCCCGAGGUGGAUCCACGCUCCAACUCCGGCGUACAGGAAACGGAUGGCUCGUAUUUUGAGAACUUUACAUCGCUGGGCUGGAAACGUGAAAAUCGUCGCAUGUCAGCAACGCGUGCUGCUGAAUCACGUGCUGAGGCUAAUCCCGAAAAUGAACGUGAUCCCCCAGCGCCUGAGGAGUCCAUUGACCGUCAGGAUGAAAAGGAGAAGCUCUACGUCGAAGUUCUACAUACCAUAGCCAAUACAGUGGGCGCACCCGCGCCCGGCGGACAAUUUGCACACUACAAGGACGAAAUGUAUCUGCAUGCACAGCGCGCCUUUGGUGUCAAUCCGGAUCGUCAUUAUCGCCUGCUGCACGCCUCCGCCGAGGAUAAACCAAAGAUAAUCGUGCUCUCUGCGGUUGUCAUCGAAGCUGAUGGCCUGGAGGCAAAGGAUGCCAAUGGCUUCUCGGAUCCGUAUUGUAUGCUCGGAAUACAGCCGGAUGGCGGUCCGCCCGUGUCGCCGCUGCCGCUGCCGCCGACACCACGCGCCCUGUCCGCCGACAUGAGCGGUGGCUUUGAUAAUAGCGCCACGGACUCGCCGCCGCAUCGCAAGCACAGCUUUCGUCUGAGCUUCAAGCGGCGCGAGGCCGGUCGACGGGAGCAGCGCGACUCGCUGGGCGGCCCCGUGCCGGCCAAACUCAUCAAGGCAACGAGCAUUAAGCCGCACACGCUAAGUCCCAAAUGGAAUGAGAAGUUCAAAUUUGACAUCGAUGACAUCAACACAGAUACAUUUCACUUGGAUAUAUGGGACCACGAUGACGAAAGCUGCGUCAUGGAUGCGGUCUCGCGGCUGAACGAGGUGCGCGGCGUGCGCGGAUUGGGGCGCUUCUUCAAGCAGGUCUGUCAGUCGGCGCGUCAGGGCUCGCAGGAUGAUUUUCUAGGCUCGGUGAACAUACCCAUAGCGGAGAUACCCUCCACCGGAUUGGAUGCCUGGUUCAAGCUGGAGGCGCGCUCUCAACGUAGCACUGUGCAGGGACGCAUUAGACUCAAGCUGUGGCUAUCGACGCGCGAGGAUCGCGGCAAUGCGCCAGAGGAGUGCCAUGAGCCACAGCUGCGCAAAAUCGAGCAACUGCAGAUGGUAUUCAUGCAACACGAGGUCACGACGCAUGAGCCCUCCUGGACCUGGUGCGGUGAUCUUCCCGGUCCGGCACUAACCAUUCUACAUCAAUUGGCCGUGCAGGCGGAACUCUCUGAUCUGCACUGCGCCAUGGCAAGAUAUGUGGCAGCUGCCAAGCUGAAUCGCUCGACGCCGCUGGAUCCCAAGUUCUUGCAUCGCCUGCUGAGCGAUGUGGAGAAGCAAUGGAAUCAGCCCAUUCAGGAGGCGCUCACACGCGAUUUGGAGCAGUGGUUGGCCGAAGCUAUGAAUGGUUUUGUGGAACGCUCGCUGAACCAAAUACGACGGCAUCGGGACAUUUUUCCGGCUUUGCAUCCGCCCUCGCUCAUACGACUGGAGUUCCUGCUGCGCUGUCUUGGGCUGCUGGGCUCCAUGCGCGCCUUUCGUGCCGUCUGCCCCUUCAACAAGGGCGUGCGCGGCGAGGUGGUGAAUGCCUUACGCAAGGGCUCCAUUAUGUGGGGACAGAAUGUGCUGCGGGAAUCGCAAUGCUUGCCCAAUCCAUUAUCGAAUUUCGUUACAACAUUAACGGCCGACAUACAGCUGGGUCAGACCUACUAUCAUGCGCUGUUCGACAACACAAACGGCAUUCAAUACUUUAGCAUUAUCUACAAGCAGUACGAUGCGAUGGUGGGUGAGGAGAUCUACACACGCAUGGCAGCUGGUCAGGUGCCGGGCGUGCGGGUGAAUCUGUCGCAGUAUGCAGUGCUCGAGGGCGAUGCCGAGCCGGUGGACGCUAAGCCAUUCGAGCUGUUUCUAGCAUUGCAGGAGUUCUGUCAUUUGAAGCGACACUUGUCCGCACAGCCACAGCCGCCGGAGAAGCCGCUGGCGCUGAGCAACAGCCACGAGUGGUUCAUACCCACCUUUGAGCGUUGGAUGAUGGUGAGCAAGGCCAAAGCGCUGCAACGCAUACGCGCCGCCAUACGCAUGGACGCCAUUUGUGAGGGGGAGCGCAUAGUGCGCUAUAGCAGCUCCUCGGUGGACACGGCCAGCACGCUGCUGAACAUCAAAGAGUUCUGGAAGGUUAUCAAUUGGCCGGACGAGGAUACGGCCAUCAUGCUGGAGUCGCAGCUCAUCGAUGUGGUCUGCUCGGCAGCCAUGCACUACUGCGAUCUGAUACACACCACGCUGGCGGAGAGCGGCUACUAUGAGCAGCAGGGACCGUUUCGCUGCUCCGACGACAUGUGCGUGACCGUCAAUAAUGUGGAGUAUGUGCGUCGCACACUGGCCGAGUUUCGCUCCGAUGAGCAGCCGCUGGAGGAGUCUGCCGACAAUCUGCUCGAGUCCAGUCUGACGCACAUGGAGAAUCGCUGCGAGCGCAUUCUAUCCAAGCUGGCGCCCUUGAUGCAAAUGUCGCUGCAAAAGGCCGUAUUCCAUUUGGCCUGGUCCCCCGACUCGCUGCCAGCCAAUCAGGCCAUAGUGCCGCUGCUGGAGUAUCUGGACUGCCAUCUGGCGGCGCUCAAUAGCGCGCUGCUGACGAAGAACUUCAAUCGCUCGCUGCGUUUCAUUUGGAAGACCGUGCUGGGCGAAAUGGCUCGCCAAAUGGAAACUGGCGAUGACUCGGACAAGCCCACGCACUUUCACAAGCGUUUGUACGAGGCACUGCAGCUGCUGGUGGACUUCUUCCAUGCCGAGGGUCAGGGCCUGCUGCUGGAGUGUUUGCAUACUGAGGACUUCUGGCGCAUCGAGCAGCGUCUGCAGUUCCACAAAACGGAGACGGAGCGUCUCAUCGACAUGUUCUACAUGAAUCGCUUGCGUGAGCAGCUAAUGGCUGUAAGUCCAAGUCCAUAUGGCUCGCUAGCGGUGCGCGCUUACUUUAAUCACGACUCGCUCUGCGUGGAGGUGCUGCAUGCGCGGGAUGUGGUGCCGCUGGAUCCUAAUGGCUUCAGCGAUCCGUUUGUCGUUAUCGAGCUGUUGCCACGUCGCAUCUUUCAGCACUGCAUGGAGCAGCAGACGAAUGUGCACAAGCGCACGUUGAAUCCCAUUUUCGAUGAAUGCUUCGAGUUUUCGGUUACAUUGGAGCAAUGCCUCACUGAGGGCGCCAUGAUUUGUUUUACUGUCAUGGAUCAUGAUGUGCUGACGGCCAACGAUUUUGGCGGCGAGGCUUAUUUGGCGCUGGGCAACAUACCCGGCGUGGCUGACUACAGCACUAGCGUGGAUAACUUUCAUGGCCUGAAGCAAAUCGAGUUGCCGCUCAUGCAGCAAAAGGAUAAAUGCAAUCCCAUUUUGCAAAUCCUUGAGCUGCGCAUCAAUGACAAGCAGGCACAGGACUUUGUGCGCAAACAGAAGGCGCGUUUCAUCAACUAAGCAAAAACAAACACAAACACAUAAACAGACCGACAGACGGACAGACAGACAGACAGAUAGACAGGUGAGGUGAGAGAGAUAGAUGGUGAAAGGUAUAAGGAGAGACGUUUGAAAAACGCUGGAGCAGCAGGGCAAUGUAAUUGCAUAAAAGUGUAUUUUAUUUUCACUCAAAUUUGUUUCUCU
Drosophila busckii is the source of this 4248-nucleotide messenger RNA. RefSeq names its product BAI1-associated protein 3 (gene unc-13-4A). Bases 1 to 4065 code for a protein of 1354 amino acids. Lineage: Eukaryota; Metazoa; Arthropoda; Insecta; Diptera; Drosophilidae. The transcript has 10 exons. The record is from RefSeq and is a predicted model, not a curated record.